Messenger RNA from Serinus canaria (Common canary), 1434 nucleotides. RefSeq names its product transmembrane protein 116 (gene TMEM116). The transcript has 11 exons. Gene Ontology annotation, molecular function: G protein-coupled receptor activity. The record is from RefSeq and is a predicted model, not a curated record. NCBI's taxonomy places the organism in Eukaryota, Metazoa, Chordata, Aves, Passeriformes, Fringillidae. The coding region runs from base 43 to 1131 and encodes 362 amino acids. Gene Ontology annotation, cellular component: plasma membrane. Gene Ontology annotation, biological process: adenylate cyclase-activating G protein-coupled receptor signaling pathway.
UGUCCGCAGCCCCGGAGCGGUGCGGCGGCGGCAGCGGUACCCAUGGCCCUGCCGGCAGAGGCGGACCGGCUGGAUGGGGGCUGGCAGGAGGUCUACUCUGCGCUCCAGUGGAUCCAGUUCACCAUGGCCAUGCUCAGCGUUGUAGGUUCCAGCUCAAUUAUUGCCUACGCCGUCUUCCAAAACGCGGUGCGGUCCCCAGAGGUGCGUCCACUUUUCUACCUGAGCCUCUCAGAUCUGCUCCUGGGCAUGUGCUGGCUGGCUGGGGCCCUGCUCUACAGCUCACCCACCUCCCAGCAAGACCUCAUCUGCUACAACCUGCAAGCCACGGGACAGAUAUUCUACGUGGCCUCUUUUCUCUACACUGUCAACUACACCUGGCACCUGUACAUGGACCUCAAGGUGAAAUACAACCAGAACCUCUUCAGGGUGCCCCCCCAGGUUGUAGAUUAUGCAAGUUGUGUGGGUCGAAUAGCAACAAUCUUGUCAAGCCUGAUCCCUUUCCUCCUCAUGGUGCCGGUGUUUUGCCUGGGUAACAGCAGUAAUUGCUACCAGAACUUCAGCCAGAAGCAUGGGUGUCUCCUGAUGCACACGGAGGUGGCCGAGUCCCCCAGCGAGCCGCAGGGCCUGAGCGGCUCCGUGUGCCGUGCGAUGCAUUUCUACGGCAUCGGCGUCUUCCUCAUCUCCUUCCUCAUCAGCUUCGUGGCCAUCCUGGUUAUCCUGAGUCAGGCCCGAGGGCUGUACAAGAGAUUUGUGAACUCCACAGGGUUCCUGGGGGAUCAGCAGUGGGCCAUGAUUAAGAUGGUGGAACAACGGGUGGUUUUUUACCCCAUUGCCUUCUUCUGCUGCUGGGCCCCAGCUGUCCUCCUUGGAAUGCUGAAAUUGACUGCUUCAACAACCAGCAAAAUCUACAUGGCUCUGCUGAUCCUGCAGGCUCUCACCGCAGCUUCCCAGGGGCUCCUGAACUGCCUGGUGUACGGCUGGACCCAGCACGUGUUCCUGUCCCUGAAGCGCGGCUCCCGCCGGGACGUGGACACACAGACCCCGCUCCUGCGCUCCCAGAAGAAAUUCUACUCCAGCACGGCCCCCGCCGGCCCGCCCGACACCGCGGGCUCCUCCUCCACCCUGCUCUGAUGGAGAGGCAGAGUCCUUCCAACUCCUUGUUCCAAUCCUCAUUCUCCAGAGCCGGGAGGGAACUGUCCCCGCGGGGCUGGCAGAGCCAGGCGCUCAGUGGACAUAGUUAUUUAUUUAAUGGAUUCUUGCGGCGUGGUAAAUCUUUAGUCCAGACUUUCUCCUCCUGCAAAUAUUCCUAGAAGUGCAGCAAACCCCAUGUAAAGGCUCAAAGACCUGGUCCAGCUCCAUGGAGGUUGAGCAGAGGAUGUUUUACUUUAUUUUUCCAAGUCAUUGCCUUUACAAAUUAACAAAAAACAAAAUGAG